Acanthamoeba castellanii str. Neff is the source of this 1263-nucleotide messenger RNA. Its product is annotated as peptidase, M20/M25/M40 superfamily protein. The transcript is spliced from 10 exons. The record is from RefSeq and is a predicted model, not a curated record. Gene Ontology annotation, molecular function: hydrolase activity. Lineage: Eukaryota; Discosea; Longamoebia; Acanthamoebidae. Bases 1 to 1263 code for a protein of 420 amino acids.
AUGGAGCAGCAGCUGGUGGCAGAGAUGGUGGGGGUGCUGCAGACGCUGGUGCAGGCACCCUCUGUGAACGGCGUCCACACCGAGAAGGCCACCGUCUUAGCCCUCGCUCGGGAGGCUCAGCGCCUCGGUCUCGACCACACCCUCCACUCGCUCGACGAGGAGCGACCCAACCUGGUCGUGUCAGUGGGUGAAGGCGAGCCCAGCUUCCUCUUCAUCGCCCACUCUGACACCGCGAUGGUGGUGGGACUACGCUAUGCAGUGGGCACCGGCCAAGAGGAGCUGUGGAAACACCCACCAUUCGCGGGGGUCGUGGAGGAUGGCAUCCUCUACGCUCGCGGCGCGUGCGACAACAAGGCCGGAAUGGUGUGUGGCCUGUACACGCUCAAGCGGCUGGCCGACACGAUCGCCAAGUCGGACGAUCGGUACAGGAAGCUGGGCAAGGUGCAACUGGCCAUAGUCGCCGAUGAGGAGAGCGGUGCGUGCAGCAAGAUCGGCAUGCGGUACCUGCUCGACGAGAAUCUCGUGGGCGGCAAGGGCGCCAUCUACGGCUACCCCGGCACGCGGGUCACUAUCGGGCACCGGGACAUUGACCCUGUUGCGUUAGGCCUUCUGCGCUUCACGAUCGAAGUGCACGGCGAACCGGUGCAUGUUGGAAGCAGCGAAUGGACGAAGGGCAUCAAGGGUGCGAAUGCAACGAUGGCUCUUGUGGACAUCUUGUCGCGCAUGGAGAAGCACGAAUGGCCCUUGGACGAGCACGACAGCUUCCCCGGCCUCAACUUUGUCUGCACACCCGGCACGUUGAUCAGCGGCGGCACCUACGAGAGUGUGGUCCCCAACUAUGCGCAGACGCUCGUCGACAUGCGCCCCAUGCCGGACACCAACGUCGAGAACAUCAUCGCCACUGUCGAGAAGAUCAUCAGUGACGUCAUCACGGAGCGUAACGCCAAGAUUGGCAGCGAUAAGCUGAACGGCGCCAUGAAGAUCAAGGCGCGCCUGCCCGCAGUCUUCAUUCCCAAGGACCAUCCGCUGGCCACCUCAUGCGUCAAAGCGGUCGAGAAAGUUCUCAACGAGACCCCAGACGUGGGUGGAUGUGGGCCGGCCAAUGAGGGCUACAUGCUGAUCGAGAAGGGCAUUCCCACCAUCUGUGGCUUUGGACCCAAAGGCGGCGCCCCUCAUGCGCCCAACGAGUGGGUUGAAGUAGCAUCUCUGGGCUCCACCGUGGACAUCUACUACGACAUUGUGUGUCGCUACCUCGACCUCUAA